CAGCCACACACUUGCAGGUGCCUAAUCAACGGUUGGUUUUAAGAAGAAAUUGAAUAAUGCCUGUUACUGAGGGAGGCGAUCAAUACUCCGUUUGGGUUGGAUUAAUUUACAUAUUUAACUUAAUAGUUGGUACUGGGGCCCUGACUAUUCCAGCUGCAUUUGCCAGAGCAGGAUGGGGCCUAAGCACAAUAUCUCUUGUAUUCCUGGCAUUUAUGAGUUUUAUGAAUGCAACAUAUGUCAUAGAAACAAUGGCUUGUGCCAAUGCUGUAUUUAAAUGGAAAAGAUUGCAAUUUUUAAAGAGGCAUAGUAUCCAAGAUAAUGAAAAAUCAGAACAAACUACCUCAAAUCCUCCUGCGUAUGCAGACCUUGAAGAUCCCGUAGUUUGUGGAGACUCUGUACCUUCAUGUUAUUACAGUCUUGAUAAGAGAAUGGAACUAGGAGAAAUGGCUGAUCUCUUCUUAAGUAAAAUUGCACGGAAAAUGUUUUAUUGCACACUAUGUGUUUAUCUGUAUGGGGAUUUGUCAAUAUAUUCUGCUGCUGUUUCCAAAUCUUUGACGGAUGUUGUGUGUUCAAAAGUUCCAUCAAUGACAAAUAUAACAGAUUGGGACAAUAUACCCUGCUUUCAUGCCUCUGAAGGAGCCUUCACUCGUAUUGAUUGUUACCGAAUGGCUCUUUUGACAUUCUUCGCAGCAAUGGGUCCUUUUGUCUUCUUUAAUGUACAGAAGACAAAAUACCUACAGCUGUUUACUUCUGGAAUGCGGUGGCUUGCAUUCGUCAUAAUGAUGUCAAUGGCGAUACAUCUUCUGAUCAAACACGGACCUCAAGGGAGGCCGCCAGCCUUCGACUUCACGGGCAUGCCCACUUUGUUCGCGGCCUGCGCCUAUUCAUUCAUGUGCCACCAUUCCCUGCCUGGCUUAAUCAGUCCUAUACGAGGCAAAAGUCACCUCGGGCUCCACCUCUCGCUUGAUUACAUGCUCAUAAGCAUCUUCUAUCUCCUUCUGGCGUUCACGGGCGCGUUCGCGUUCGCAAACCUCAACGAUCUUUACACAUUAAACUUCGUGCCCACAGAUAAUGAGAAUAUUUUUCUAGAAAUUGUCGAAUACUUUCUCGCUCUAUUUCCUGUGUUCACUCUCUCUACAAGUUUUCCGAUUAUUGCUAUUACAUUGAGGAAUAAUUUGCAAAGUUUAUUUUUGGAUACGAGUCGUUUGGAGUCGUAUAAUUUUGCUUUACGGAAGCUGAUAUUUCCAAUUGUAGCUGUCGUUCCUCCGCUAUUACUGACAUACUUCUUGGAGGAUAUAAGCUUUCUUAUUGAGUUUACAGGGUUCUAUGCCGGGGCGUGGGUACAGUAUUUGAUACCUACGUUUCUUGUGGUAUCUGCUAGACGACAUUGCGCUAAUUUGUUAGGUUUAGGUGUGGUUAAUAAAUACAAAAGCCCAUUUUCAAAUGUAUCGUGGGCUGUGUUUGUCCUACUUUGGUUUUUUAUAUGUAUAAUACUUGUAGCUUUAAAUACAAUCCAGAAACCUUCAGAUCGUAAAAUACCAUAUUUACCUUAAACCCACGAACGUCCCCACAUUUAACCAUUAAAUUAUCUCUUAUAAUACGUGGGUAACACUGAAAAUGUUUAGAACUCGCCAGUUAGAAACAUUGCUAAUGAAAAUUCUUUUGAAUUUCAAUUUUAGAACUCUUUGGUAACCUAUUGUAGUAUAUUGCAAUUAUUUGUCAUUUGUUUUUGUGAAUUGGCGAUAAUGAACGUAACGCGAGGAAAUUUUCGGUCAAUUAUUUAUUAUGACUUUCGUUGUGGGUUUACUCAACAACAAACCCAUAAUAGGCUGCGAUUAGCUUUUCUUAAUGAAGCCCCAUCUCCUGCCACUGUUUAAAAUUGUAAAUAGUGGUAUAACGAGUUUAAGCGUGGACGAUGAUGAACCGCCUGAGGGAUGUCCUUUAACAGCGACUAAUGAAGAUAACAUCAGUGCUGUGCGACGCAUGAUAGAGAAAGAUAAGAGAGUGACCAGUCAGCAGAUACGGGUAGCCUAGGCAUGAGUUCAAGUUCAAAAAUAUUACUCAAACGUUAAGGCGUCGGGAAGCUUCGUACCAGAUGGAUUCCCCAUACUUUAUCCGACGACCAGAAACACCUUCGCAUGGACUGGUGUCGUCAAAUGUUAGAUAAGUUCAACGGAGAUGACUCAAAUGCUGUAUUUGACAUCGUCACAGGUUAUGAAAGCUACUAUUGCUACGAACCCGAAACCACAAGACAAUCAGCUUAGUAGGUGUUUCCUUUCGAGGAUCGGCCAACUAAGGUAAAGAAAGGAAGAAGACAAGGAAAAAAGAUAAUUGCCUCAUUCUUUGGUCGAGAUAAUGAGUCAUCUGCCAUACAUUCCUGACCUGGUUCCCUGCGACUUUCAUUUAUUCCCAAAAACUGAAUAUUAAAUUACGAGCCCUAAAGAUACGAUGAAUCAUGAAAGCGCACGAAAAUGACAUAGAAGACUGCUUUUCUCAGUGGUUCCAUCGAAUGCGACGAUGUGUAGAGAGGAACGGAGAUUACUUCGAAAAACAAUAAAAGU
Molecule: messenger RNA, 2561 nt
Organism: Pieris rapae (cabbage white)
Lineage: Eukaryota; Metazoa; Arthropoda; Insecta; Lepidoptera; Pieridae
Product: transmembrane protein 104 homolog
Exons: 6
Coding region: 57-1553 (498 amino acids)
Source: RefSeq, a predicted model, not a curated record